This is a messenger RNA of Ooceraea biroi (clonal raider ant), 1176 nucleotides long. It is a transcript of the gene Alg13, whose product is annotated as Alg13 UDP-N-acetylglucosaminyltransferase subunit. Gene Ontology annotation, biological process: dolichol-linked oligosaccharide biosynthetic process. The record is from RefSeq and is a predicted model, not a curated record. Gene Ontology annotation, molecular function: hexosyltransferase activity. NCBI's taxonomy places the organism in Eukaryota, Metazoa, Arthropoda, Insecta, Hymenoptera, Formicidae.
GUUCUAUAUAUGACUGUGCAAAUCCGCCUGAGUGGAUUUUUAGAUGCUUUAUCUAGAUCACGUGAGAGACUCGCCUAGAACAGAUUUUUUUCUACGCGAAGUUUUAUGCUCGACUUUUUCAAUUCAGCGUAAUUAAAUUAUGAUGAAUCUUUGCGUGUGCAGUGCCUCAAUUUAUUAUACGGAUAAAUAAGAAAUAGAGUAUAACGUAUCUUUUUUCGAUUUCCGAUGCAUAAAGCAACACAAACGCGACGUAAUGUCGAGUAAAACAGUAUUUGUCACAGUCGGCACAACGAAAUUCGAUAAUCUGAUAACUACAGUGUUGAGUCGUGAAGUUUUAGAGGCUCUGUCGGCACAUAAUUACAAACACCUGAUCCUGCAAAUUGGCAGUAGUGGCUUAGAGCCAGAUUGUUCGCCACGUUGCGGCUUCCAUAAGAUUGAAACUUUUAAAUUAAGCCCUUCGAUUGGAGAGUACAUGCAAUCUGCAGAUCUUGUGAUAAGUCACGCUGGCGCAGGAAGUGUAUUGGAAGCUUUGGAAAAUCGCAAACACUUAAUCGUAGUGAUCAAUGAUCUUCUCAUGGACAAUCAUCAAGUAGAAUUAGCUGAGCAGCUGUGCAAGGACGAACAUUUAUAUUACUGUACUUGUCAAAAUUUACUGCACACUGUACAAACAAUGGACCUGGCAAAGUUAAAGCCAUUCGUCAGCGAUAAGAGUAAAAAUAUUGCUGGUUUUAUCGAUGAAAUAAUGGGGUUUAGGUGAUGACGCAAUAUUUUGCGUAAUGAUGACCGGCUGUUAUACAUUGGUUAUUUGCAAACGUCAAGUAGCUCAACAAGCAGUAAUAUUAUAUAUAUUUCAAUUUUUAACAUGUUUUACAGUAAGGAUACAUAUUUCACAAAACGUAAAUUCAUUACUAUAGUAUAUUAUAUAUGUUCGAUAUAAUUUACAAUACAUUAUAUACUUAAACAACCGUUUUUCACAAAAUUAUGAUUAUAUAUUAUAGAAAAAUUGAUAACUUCGUUUCGCAGCGUUUGCACAGCGAACCCGUGACAGAUCAAUGGCAGUUAACGUUUUCUUAGAUAAUUUACAAAUUAUUUUCGAUACCUGUCACUGUUAACGCAACGGCUAAUUCUAUAAAACUAUUAUAAAUGAUGCUUGCUAUUAAAAUAAGUUGGCUUCUU